CUUUUCAGGGAAAUAACGGAGAGAAAUAUUUACAGAAGAACCUUCUUUUGCGAUAAUUGUGUAAAUUGUAACAUUUUUAGAGGCUUGUUGGCAAACGUAAAGUAUUUUUUUUUUUAUAAAUUUGAUUGUUUAUUGCAACGAAAAUGAAUGAAAUAGAAGAAUUCUUCAAUUUCACGAAAGACUUCAAACGUGAGCCUGCACUUCGUGGUUACAUUUCAGGAGACCUCGCCGCAACUGCGGGAAAAUUUGAUAAUGGAAAACCCAUUAAACGCGAAUAUUUUGGAGAUCAGUAUUCAAAGCCUGUUGCUGAAAAGGAACGGAGGAGAAUGCUGGAUGAAGAUGUUUCGAUGGAAGAAAUUCAUUCUUCACGGCAAGGUGCGACUUCGUCUACUUGUAUGGAUGAACUUGAAGAUUUGAGUGAAGAAGAAGAUGCUAAGCCAAAAAUACUCCGAAUCGACGAUGGUGUAUACUCCAAAUAUAAUUUCAAUCUGAAGCGCGAUGAAUCGUUGCCUAUACAUGACAACAAAGAUCAAAUAUUAAAUGCCAUACGUAAGAAUCCUGUUGUAGUGCUUGAGGGGGAUACUGGCUGUGGCAAAACAACGCAGGUGCCUCAAUAUAUACUUGACGAGGCCUAUGAGAAUCGAGACUACUGCAAAAUUGUCUGCACACAACCACGCCGUAUUGCGGCAAUAUCAAUUGCUAAACGUGUCUGCCAAGAAAGAAAAUGGGAAGAAGGUUCUGUGGUCGGUUUUCAGGUUGGCCUGCAUGCCAAUAUUAGCGAAGAUACACGCUUGAUAUACUGCACGACUGGUGUGCUGCUACAGAAACUGAUUAAAGAAAAAUCACUCAAACAAUUCACACAUAUAAUUCUUGAUGAGGUGCACGAACGUGAUCAGGAAAUGGAUUUCCUACUUAUAGUCAUAAGAAAGUUGCUAACUACAAAUUCACGUGAUGUAAAAAUCGUACUUAUGUCAGCCACCAUUAAUGCAGGAGAGUUCUCCGACUACUUUACUAUACGUCGCAAACCAGCGCCAGUGCUGCGUGUGGACUCGCGUCGACUUUUUCAAGUACGCGAAUUCUACUUAUCCGAUCUGGGGCGUAUAAAUAGUGCAAACAUCGACGUGGACAUUUCUGAUCCUGGCAUCUCUAAAGAAAUGUUUAAUAUCGCACUUAAAUUGAUUAUUGUUAUAGACAAUAUAGAAAAACAGGAAGCUGCUGUGGCAAUAGAUAAUGGCCCUUUACAACAAACUUCGAUACUCAUCUUUUUGCCGGGUAUCAACGAAAUUGAACAAAUGUCCAGCAAGUUAAGAUUACUAAGCGAAUCUGAUGACAACAAUGUAAAACUCUAUCCCAUACGUUUACAUUCUUUAAUCUCGCCGGAUGAACAGAACAAAGUAUUUAACAACCCACCUGGGGGAUUUCGAAAAGUAAUAUUAUCUACAAAUAUUGCAGAGAGUUCUAUCACCGUGCCCGAUGUUAAAUAUGUCAUUGAUUUUUGUUUGACGAAAUCGCUAAUUACUGAUACUGCAACAAAUUUCUCUUCACUGCAAUUGCAUUGGGCGUCGCGCGCAAAUUGCCGUCAACGUGCCGGCCGAGCAGGUCGUGUCAUGAAUGGCCGCGUCUAUCGUAUGGUCUCAAAGAAUUUUUAUGAUCAUUACAUGGAAGAGUUUAGCACCGCGGAAAUGCUGCGUUGCCCGCUGGAGAAUGCUGUGCUGAAAGCCAAACUGCUCGAUAUGGGUCCACCGCCUGAUAUACUCGGCUUGGCAAUGACACCGCCAAAUCUUUCCGAUAUACACAACACCAUAUUGACGCUGAAGGAGGUGGGCGCACUCUUCACAACUGUCAAUGGCGUUUACUCAAUACAAGAUGGUGAUUUGACCUUUAUGGGGCGUGUGAUGGCCGGCAUGCCAUUGGAUAUACGUUUAACACGUCUCAUAUUGCUGGGCUAUAUCUUUAGUGCUCUGGAUGAGACGAUUAUAAUGGCUGCCGGCUUAAGCGUGCGUUCAAUUUUCAAGUCGAGCGUCGAUCGUCGUGGUCAGGGUGAAGCAGAUGCAUAUAUACAAAAACUUGUUUGGGCAGAUGGUUCUGGUUCUGAUUUAUUUGCUAUUUUGAGUGCUUAUCGCGUUUGGAGUUCAAUGCGCGAACAACAAAACAUCCACGAGGAAGGGCCCGAAUACAAUUGGGCCAAACGUUUCUUCAUUAAUUUACGUUCAAUGAAGGAGAUGCAUUUGUUGGUUACAGAGUUGCGUAGCCGUCUAAAAUCAUAUGGCAUACGUGAACAACAGGCUUAUCAACGCGUUUGUUGGAUUGAUCGGGAGAUGACAAUUAUAUUGAAAAUAAUCAUAGCUGGCGCAUUUUAUCCCAAUUAUUUCACACGUUCCAAUUUGAAUGACACGGAACGUGAACGUGGCAUUUAUCACACACUUUGUGGCAAUGAUCCUUGCAACACAGUCUAUUUUACUGGUUUCAAUACACGUCACAUUGGUCAGCUGUAUGCGGGCUCAAUUAAAGAUCUGUUUCGUGCUGUGCGCAUACAUCCUAAAAAUAUCGAGGUACGUUUUCAACCGGGCGCCGAGCGUGUGUUUGUCACAUUCAAAAAUGAUCGGGAUGACGAUUCUGAAGGUGGAGCCUAUAGGCUGGUUGUGCCAGGACGUGUAUGUCCUGAGGUAUACAAGGCCGUGCGCAUGCGUAUGCUUGGCAUGCGCACCACCAUGCGUGUUAUGGACCCACGCAACGAGGUGAAAUAUGCGGAGGAGCGCCAUAUUGGCAGGAUGGUUGAAGGCAUUUGGCAGCCGACUAAGAAACAAAUAAAAAAUCCCGAGUUAAUUGUAUUGCCAUCGGUUUUCCAGAAAAUGAUACGUGGCUACAUUACACAUAUUGAAAGUUGCAGGAAAUUUUAUUUCCAACCGCUAUCUGAAAUGGAGCGCCUACGCGAAAUUAAUGCCUUGUUACAUAACCCUGAAGACCUGGAGCGUGGUCGUUUCAGAAACCCUGCGGCCAUAUCUAAAGGCAUGAUGGUGGCGGCACCGUUUGAAAAUAAAUAUCAUCGCGCUACAGUCUUGAAAGUGUUGACUGCGGCUCGGCAGCAUUGUCAGUUUAAGGUAUUCUUCGUCGACUAUGGCAACACUGAUGUUAUAGAUUUCGAACAAUUGCGUCGUUUGCCCUAUCGCUGUGAGUCCCUCGUUGACAUACCGCCACGUAUGUUUGAGUGCCGCUUAGUUAUGGUGGAGCCAUCAUCGGUGAAGUCGCCAAGCGGAAAAUGGCCCGAGGAGGCUAUGGAAUUUAUGCAGCAGACAGCCGAUGCUGGUGUAGUCGAAAUAGAAGUUUACUCCGUGGUUGCCGGUGUUUCGAAUGUCAUUAUAAAAACCGCCACAGGCACGCUGAAUGACAUACUGGUGGAGAAGGGACUUGCCCACAAGUCAGAUGAGAAUUACAUGUCCAAGGCCGAUCAUGAUUUUCGUUUGCGUAAACAAUCAGUUGCUACACGUUUCCUAGAUGAAGACCAUUCCAAACAAAAUGAAGAGUAUAUGCGUUCAAUACAACAAGAAACCGACUUGGAAGUCGAUCCACCACCACGCGAGUAUUGCACCAAAGCUAUUAACUUGCGCGGUCCAUUUAGUGCGCUAGAAACAAAGAUUUGUUCAGCUGUCCGCAUAGGUACCUGGAAGAGUGUGAAUGUCGAACGCGACUCUGUGAAUUCGGUGUUGAUCGAUACAGAUCCGCAAGAUGUGCAUGAGCGUCUCAUUGUCGCGGCCAGUAUAACGGAAGCUCAAAGUGCGGAAACGCUUACUGCUCGCUCUACUACGCUAAUGCCAAAUAUACACGGUUUUGGUGCGUUAAUGACGCUGCUCUUCUGUCCUACUAUGCAGAUAAAACGGAAUAGUAAUAAGACCAAAUAUGUUACGGUACUUGCGGGAUUGGGUUACAACGAAGAAACAUAUAAACCACUCUAUGAGGAACAUGAUAUCGUGUUAAAUUUGGAUGCAGAAAUUUUGAAGGAUGAUAUAGAAUUGAUCAAUCAACUACGAUAUUGCAUGGACACAAUGUUGUAUACCGAUCCAGGUUGUGAGACUUUACCGAUAUUGCCAAAUACGCGCGCAGAUUUGUCAGCCAAAAUUAAAAACUUAAUUAUAAGACUCUUAAAUAAAAAUCGCAAAUAUAUCGAGACCCACGUAGAUAGCCUCGACAAUGUCUGGCAACGUUACGAUCCGGAAGAAGUGAUCGAGACAGAACCCAUCUAUGGUAAACGUUCAAUAUUUCCUUUACACGCUGCACUCAAGUUGUACGAUGAGAAAUUCGAUCGCAUACACGCUUUGGGUGUACACUGUCAGGAGCUGCAUCGUUUGCGUCAAUUUGAUGGCUCCAUUCAACCGAUCACUUGUCAGCUAUGUAAUCAAUCACUGGAGAAUAUCGUACAACUACGCAUACAUUUGCUCUCACAGUUGCAUCGUGAUCGCGAAUAUCAGAUACGUUUCAAAAUGCCACGUUAAAUGGCAUAGCUUUUAAUUAAGAAUUUGCAAAGAAUUUAUGUAAUUUGCAAUUACUGUAACUUUUAUCGAAAUGUUUUCGUUUAUGAUCUUUAAAAAUUGAAUUGUAUGUUUUAGUUUCUUUUUCUAUGAAGAAAAUAUCCGCAAAUUUUCUAGAUGCACGACCUUUCUUUAUGUAAAUUAAAUGGACAAAGAAUUCACAAAUUUUCUAGAUUUAUGAAACUUUUUUACGUAAAUUAAAUGGAGAAAAAAUUCACAAAUUUUCAAGAUUUAUGACACUUUUUUUAUGUAAAUUGUACACCCCUCGAAUUAAUUGAAAAGGCUUUUAUGUUUUUAUGUUUCAUUAAAUAACACAGAAUUGUCAUUAGAUCUCAGUUGAUUUUAUUGUAUCUCCUCAUUAAUUUGUGUUUCAAUUUUUACGCUAUGAAUAAAAGUGCAAUUCUACAAUCAUA
Anastrepha ludens (Mexican fruit fly) is the source of this 4939-nucleotide messenger RNA. RefSeq names its product probable ATP-dependent RNA helicase spindle-E (gene spn-E). Gene Ontology annotation, cellular component: intracellular anatomical structure. Gene Ontology annotation, molecular function: ATP binding; RNA binding. NCBI's taxonomy places the organism in Eukaryota, Metazoa, Arthropoda, Insecta, Diptera, Tephritidae. Bases 144 to 4490 code for a protein of 1448 amino acids. The transcript has 18 exons. The record is from RefSeq and is a predicted model, not a curated record.